AAUAAAUAAAAAAAGAACCUUUACAAAUAUAUUUUCACAGUCUUUAAUCUUGAAUAUCAUAUGAUAAUAUUGGUUGUGGCAGUAUUCGUCCGUCGUCAUUUCACGUUCUAGAAUGACUAAGCAAAUUGAUCGAGAAACCACAGAAGGCUGGGAAAAACGUAUUAUUUCUUUUAUUAUUCACGUUGGAACGUGAAAAUUUAAACGUUUUAAAUGGCUAUGGAUGGAAAACGAUCUAUUAAGAUGGUACGUCGGCAACUAUCACACGAUCCCCUUUCACCAGGUCCAUGUUUGGACAUUAGUGACGAUGAACUUGUUACAAUAUCUGUCAGAGAUUUGAACAGACAGUUGAAACUGCGUGGAUUGUCUAGAGAAGAGAUAGUACGAAUGAAGCAGAGGAGAAGAACUUUAAAAAACAGAGGUUACGCAGCCAGUUGCCGUAUUAAACGCAUAGAGCAAAAAGAUGAGCUAGAAUCAGAAAAAACUCAGGAGUAUCGUGACAUGGAAGCAAUGCAAGAUGACAAUAAUCGCAUGAGAGAGGAAAUAGAAUCUUGGCAUUCCAAAUAUCAGGCACUUAAAAAGUUUGCUGCAGAAAAGAAAAUUCCUAUUCCAUCUGAUUUAGAAAUGAUAUAAAUCUUAAACGGACAAUUUUAGUUUAGCAUGCAUUUUGAAAUAUUUAUGCAGGUGUAUAGUAAAGACAAUUAUUUAUCAAAUUAAUUUUUUAUCCAAUUUUUUCAAGUAUUACACAAAUAAUUAUUAGUAUUUAUAUUAUUUAUAUGUUACAUUAUCUAUAUCUCUGAUGUAUGUACUUUUUUUAGUACAUAAUGUAUAUUAACAAUUCUAUAACACUUUUAUUAACUUUGAAUAUAAAAUUGUUAGAGUAAAAGUUAAAAAAUUAUUAUAAUUCUUAACGCACAAAUAUAUUUAUUUAAAUAA
Molecule: messenger RNA, 933 nt
Organism: Polistes canadensis
Lineage: Eukaryota; Metazoa; Arthropoda; Insecta; Hymenoptera; Vespidae
Gene: maf-S
Product: transcription factor MafG
Exons: 4
Coding region: 211-630 (139 amino acids)
Biological process (GO): regulation of transcription by RNA polymerase II
Cellular component (GO): nucleus
Molecular function (GO): RNA polymerase II cis-regulatory region sequence-specific DNA binding; DNA-binding transcription factor activity, RNA polymerase II-specific
Source: RefSeq, a predicted model, not a curated record